Molecule: messenger RNA, 614 nt
Organism: Ceratotherium simum simum (southern white rhinoceros)
Lineage: Eukaryota; Metazoa; Chordata; Mammalia; Perissodactyla; Rhinocerotidae
Source: RefSeq, a predicted model, not a curated record
AUGCUGAACCAUGGGCCCAUGCUGCUGGUGCUGGGGGUUGCGCCCUCCCUGGCAGUGGCCACCACCCUGGAGCCUUGGUUCCCCCUCCCCCACAUCUGCAGGGGCCCAGAGGCACUGGGUGGCAGGUCUGCUGACUCCCUUAACUCUCCAGCUGGCAGAGAACUGGUGAGCAAGGAGGGCUACCGGCGGGCACGGCACGUCGUGGGUGAGAUCCGGCGCACAGCCCAGGCAGCGGCGGCCCUGAACCGCGGGGACUACAGAGCCUUCGGCCGCCUCAUGGUAGAGAGUCAUCACUCACUCAGGGAUGACUACGAGGUGAGCUGUCCGGAGCUAGACCAACUGGUGGAGGCUGCGCUAUCUGCACCGGGGGUUUAUGGCAGCCGCAUGACAGGUGGUGGCUUUGGUGGCUGCACAGUGACCCUGCUGGAGGCCUCUGCCGCUCCCCGAGUGAUGCAGCAUGUACAGGAGCAGUACAGUGGUACUGCCACCUUCUACCUCUCCCAGGCGGCCGACGGUGCCAAGGUGCUGCACUUGUGAGGCGCUCCCCUGGGACAGCACACAGUGCACAGGACCUGCCAGGGGCAAGUCACAAAGCUCCAUGCUUCUGGUGCCUG